Messenger RNA from Engraulis encrasicolus (European anchovy), 7697 nucleotides. RefSeq names its product dedicator of cytokinesis 11 (gene dock11). Gene Ontology annotation, biological process: small GTPase-mediated signal transduction; positive regulation of GTPase activity; positive regulation of filopodium assembly. The transcript is spliced from 54 exons. Gene Ontology annotation, molecular function: guanyl-nucleotide exchange factor activity. NCBI's taxonomy places the organism in Eukaryota, Metazoa, Chordata, Actinopteri, Clupeiformes, Engraulidae. The record is from RefSeq and is a predicted model, not a curated record. The coding region runs from base 425 to 6643 and encodes 2072 amino acids.
UUCAUUUCAGUAUGUCGUUGCUAAAAAUGUUGACAGGUUGUGCUGCCCGUGACCUGCUUCGUAAUGUGUAGUAAAAAGUGGUUAAAGUAGGCUAGGCCAUAGGCUACUUUAAACAAAAGCUACGCAAGGACAGCGUGGCCACUGAAGAUGCGGCGUUUCAGCAAACAGUCUUUCGCAUAAUAGCCUGCCUUUAAAACUAGAUAGAUUAAUAUCCUUUGACGUUACUUUGAAGAGUGAAGUUCAGCUGCGACACGCGGUCACAGAGAGGAGGAGGAGGAGGAGCCCGGGAUGCUCGAGGAGGCAGGAGCCUUCAGCGCUCGUGGUGCGCGCUCUCUUCCCGUCUCGAGCCCCGCCUCGCGACUGGUCUUCGCGCAUCUGUCAACUGCCGCUGGACAGCGCGGCAUGUCUUGAUUUUCGCCGCUAUAUGGAAUAUAUUGGAGGCAAAGCGAUGUCGGAAGUACGAAAAUUCACCAAAAGGCUCAGUAAGCCCGGGACAGCGGCAGAGCUGAGGCAAAGUGUUUCGGAGGCGGUGCGGACAUCAGUGAUUGUGGAGCAGCCUAAGGUGAUCGAGCCUUUGGACUAUGAGAAUGUGGUCUUCCAGAGGAAAGCCCAGAUACACAGCGACCCCCAGAGAGACCUGCUGCUCUUCCCUGCUGAUGAUGUUGCGGAGUCCCAGAUUGCUCGUCAGAGGAGGACGGUGGUUCCCUCUGUACCUCAAAACGCAGAGAAGGAGGCGCAGAGCCUAUUCGCCCGAGAGUGUAUCAGGAUGUACAAUACUGACUGGCAGGUGAUCAGCUACAAGUAUGAGGCCUACUCUGGAGACUUCCGAAGCCUGCCCUGUAAGGGCCUGAAAUCGGACAAGCUGCCCUCACACAACUUUGAAGUGGACGAGGAUACUAAUGAGGACACGUCGUCUGUGUGUUCCAAUAGAGGGGGGGUCCUGAAGCAGGGCUGGCUACAGAAGGCCAAUCUCAACAGCAGCCUGUCUGUCUCCAUGAAGGUGUUCAAGAGGAGAUAUUUCUACCUGUCUCAGCUGCCCGACGGCUCCUACAUCCUCAACUCCUACAAGGACGAGAAGAACUACAAGGACACCAAGGGCUCCAUAUACCUGGACUCAUGCAUAGACGUCGUACAGUGUCCUAAGAUGAAGAGGUUCGGGUUCGAGUUGCGUAUGCAGGAUCGCUACAGUCACCUGCUGGCGGCCGACUCAGAGGCGGAGAUGGAGGACUGGGUGAGCACGCUCAAACAGGCGCUACAGGGAGCCGGAGAAGACAAACGGAACGGACACGAUGACUGCUCUAUAGAUGAGGAGACCAGUAGUCAGGGCAAACCAGAGGGCAUCGUGGAGGGACUGGGGCGGAGCCUACACCCAGAGCUCAUGAAGUAUGCACGGGAGACGGAUCAGCUGAAUAAGAUCAACCGCAACGAGGGAAGAAACAGGAUCCUCACACUGGACCCGGAGACACAGAGGCUGGACUUCUCUGGGAUCGAGCCGGAGGUGAAGCCCUUUGAGGAACGGCUAGGCCAUCGGCUCAUGGUGAGCUGCCAUGACCUGACGCUAAGCUUACAGGCCUGCGUCACGGAGAAGCAAGAUGGCGUCCUCACUAAUGUGGAGCCCUUCUUCAUCAGCCUGGCUCUGUUUGACGUGUCUCGGGGGUGUAAGAUCUCCUCUGACUUCCACGUGGACCUGAACCCUUCAUGCGUGCGGGACAUGCUGACAGAGGGGGGGUCGCCCCAGACGCCCCCCGACACACCACACCCCCACACAGGAAGUGAGGUCAACGGGGGCGGGGUCAAGGGGAACGGCAACGGGCUGCCGGUGCUGCAGAGGGUGUCAGAAUCCCUGUUGCGCUUUCCUACUCAGGGUAUAUUCUCGGUGACCGAUCCCCAUGUGGAUAUCUACCUGGUGGCCAGAGUGGAGAAGGUCCUUCAGAACGGCAUCACACACUGCGCAGAGCCCUACAUCAAGACAUCAGACGCCAACAAGACGGCUCAGAAGAUUCUGAAGGCGGCUAAGCAGGCGUGUCAGAGGCUGGGCCAGUACCGCAUGCCUUUUGGCUGGGCUGCCAAGCAGGUGUUCAGGGAUGCCCAAGGGAGUCUGGAUCUGGAUGGGAAGUUUUCUCCCCUGUAUCGCCAUGACAGCAGCAGAAUCUCCACUGAAGACCUCAUCAAACUACUCACAGACCUCAGGAAGCCAGAGAGGAGCAGUAAGCUGCAGGUCAUUCCAGGACAACUCAACAUCACCAUCGAGUGUGUACCGCCCGACCUCUCAAACUGUGUGAGUCCGUCCUACCUGCCGGUGCGUCCGUUUGAAGAUGGCUGUGAGCGCGUCUGUGUUGAGCAGGAGGAGUUCAUGGGUGACCAGGCCAAACACCACCAGCCCUGCACGGCCUACCGCAACCAGCUCUACGCAUACCCUCUACAGCUCAAAUACGACUCACAGAAGGCCUUCGCAAAGGCUAGAAAUAUUGCUGUGAGUAUCCAGUUCAGAGAUUCAGACGAAGAAGGAGCCACACCCCUGAAGUGCAUCUACGGCAAGCCUGGGGAGCCAAUCUUCACUGCAAACGCCUGUGCUGCCGUACUCCACCACAACCAGUGCCCAGAGUUCUACGAAGAGUUUAAGAUAGAGCUUCCUGUCCACAUCCAUGAGAAGCAUCACCUGCUCUUCACCUUCUACCACAUCAGCUGUGAAGUCAGCAGCAAGAAGAAAGAGGGAGUGGAGACACUAGUGGGCUACUCCUGGUGUCCCCUGUUCAGGGAGGGUCGUCUCCAGUCCUCCGAGCUGCAGCUGCCGGUCUCUGCCAACCUGCCCUCUGGUUACCUGGAAGGUUACCUCGGAGACAAGAAGGCCUGUUCCGAUAUCAAGUGGGUGGAGAACAGUAAGGUGCUCUUCAAACUGAGGACACACGUAGCAUCCACAGUACACUCUCAGGAUCUGCAUCUUGAUAAGUUCUUCCAGUACUGCCAGUCUCUGAAGUCGGGCUCUGAAGAGAACCCCACUGAACUCAUCAAAUACCUUAAGUGCCUGCAUGCGGUGGAGACGCUGGUGUUGAUCCGCUUUCUGCCCGUCGUGUUGAAGCAGCUACUGCACACGCUCACCACUCCGACCAAAGACACACACGACGUGGCAGUCAACGCUACACGUGUGAUCAUUCAUAUCGUCUCUCGAUGUCACGAGGAAGGGCUGGAGCACUACCUACGGUCUUUCAUAAAGUAUGUCUUCCAGACCAGUAGGGGUGCUGCAGGGAACUCAGCCACCACUCACGAGGUGCUGGCCACCGCUGUCACCGCCAUCAUCAAACAGACGGCGGACUUCAACACCAGCAACAAGCUGCUCAAGUACUCCUGGUUCUUCUUUGAGACGAUGGCCAAGUCCAUGGCACAGUUCCUCCAUGAGGGCAACAGGACAAGGAUGCCGCGUGCCCAGAGGUUUCCUGAUAGUUUCCACCAGGCUCUGCAGUCCUUACUGCUGUCUCUGCUCCCCCACAUCACCAUACGCCACACUGAAGUACCCGAGGAGGCACGCGCAGCUAACCUCAGUCUGGCAGUGUUUAUCAAGCGCUGCCUGUCCUUGAUGAACAGAGGCUUUGUCUUCAGCCUCAUCAAUGACUACCUGUGUGGAUUCACCUCCAAAGACCCAAAGGUUCUGACGGAGCUGAAGUUUGACUUCCUGUUGACAGUGUGUAACCAUGAGCACUACAUCCCUCUCAACCUGCCCAUGGCCUUCGGACGCACCAAGCUGCAGCGCGUACAGGAUUUGAUUUCGUAUGCAGCGGAGUGUUUGGGCGUCGUAGACCAGAGUCUGGAGUGGAGCUUGACAGAGGAGUACUGCCGUAACCAUUUCCUGAUCGGGCUGCUGCUGCGUCAUGUGGCGGACGGCCUGAAGGGGGCGGCAGAGAUACGGCAGCUGGCAGUGGCGGUGCUGAAGAACCUGCUCAUCAAACACACCCUGGACGACCGCUACAACGCAUACAAGAAUCAGCAGGCGCGUAUAUUCCUGUUGUACCUGCCUCUGUUUGAGCUGCUCUACCAGAGCCUCCCCCAACUCAGCUCUCCCAAACACACACCUGCACCCGGAUACACACUGCCGGGUCAAAGAGAAGACCUCUCCCUUUCUGGAACUGACAGCAGAAGAAUUAGUGCGAUCAUCGACAAGGACCACGGUCUCCUGUCUCAGAAUGGCCACUCUGUCAGGAGGGAGGACUCAAGAAGCUCUCUGUACCUGGACACAUCUGACAGCACUGAGAUAAGUCGUCGUGGCUCCACUAUGAGCACUGUUGGAGUGGUGCCCCCUGGAGGAUGCUUGGGACAUUACGAGGUCAAGGGACUCCUGCUGUGCUUCCUACACAUCGCCAGGACCAUUACCGACGAUUCUUUAAUGGCCUACUGGAACAAGCUGAACCCACAAGACAUCAUGAACUUCCUCAGCCUUCUGGAGAUCUGCCUGGUCCAGCUUCGCUAUGGAGGGAAGAGGAACAUCAGCAGGAGUCAGGACCUGUGGGUGUGUAAGCUCUCGUCUCCAGAGCGCCGGUCUCAGACGAUGCCAAUAAUGAGGAGCAGGGGAUCACUCACACAGACCAGGCUCACACCGUUUGGAACCCUGGACACCUCAGGCCUGUCUGAGAUAGAGAUUAACCACCAGGCUCUUCUGGAAGGAAAUAUCUCCACUGAAGCUUCUCUGGUCGUCCUGGACAUACUGUCAGCCUUCACUCACAACUUUAAGACGCAGCUGUCGGACAGCGACGGCCACAACCCCCUGAUGCAGAAGGUCUUUGGCGUGUACCUGACCUUCCUGAAGAUUGGCCAAUCAGAAGGGGCGCUCAAACACGUCUUCGCCUCGCUCAGGGCCUUCAUCAGCAAGUUCCCCUCUGUCCUGUUUAAGGGCCGUGUGAGUGUGUGUGGCUCCUUGUGUUGCGAGGUUCUCCGCUGCUGCGUGUCCAAGCUGGGGGUGCUGAGAGGGGAGGCAUCCGCUCUACUCUACCUGCUCAUGAGACAGAACUAUGAGUUCACCAAGAGGAAAAGCUUCCUCCGAACACACUUACAGAUCAUCAUCGGUGUGAGUCAGCUGAUUUCUGAUGUGGCGUUGACGGGCAGCUCUCGAUUCCAGGAGUCGCUUUCCAUCAUCAACAACUUCGCUAACAGCGACAAGGCCAUGAAGUCCACAGCGUUCCCCAGCGAGGUGAAGGGCCUGACCAAGCGAAUCCGCACGGUUCUCAUGGCGACGGCUCUGCUGCGUGAGCACGAACGAGACCCGGAGAUGCAGCUGGACCUGCAGUACAGCCUGGCCUGCUCAUACGCCUCCACGCCUGAACUGAGGAGGACCUGGCUACACAGCAUGGCCCGCGCACACAUCAAACACGGAGACUACUCAGAGGCGGCUAUGUGUUACGUCCAUGUGGCAGCGCUGGUGGCAGAGUACCUACACCGUAAAAAGCUGUUCCCCAGUGGUUUGGCUGCGUUUAAGAAGGUGACUCUGAACAUCGACGAGGAGGCAGCUAUGAAGGAAGACACUGGCAUGCAGGACGUCUACUACACAGAGGAGGUCCUGGUGGAGCAUCUGGAGGUGUGCGUGGAGGGCUUGUGGAAAGCCGAACGCUACGAGCUCAUCACACACAUCGCCAAGAUCAUCAUCCCCAUCUACGAGAAACGCCACGAGUUCGAGAAGUUGCGCAGGCUCUAUGAUACUCUACAGAGGGCGUACGCGAAGGUUCUGGAGGUCAUGCAGUCUGGACGCAGACUACUGGGAACGUACUUCAGAGUGGCCUUCUAUGGACAGGUGUUUGAGGAAGAGGAUGGAAGGGAGUAUAUCUACAAGGAGCCCAAGCUGACGGGCCUGUCGGAGAUCUCUCAACGCCUCCUCAGCCUCUAUGGAGACAAGUUUGGAGCCGACAACGUCCAGAUCAUACAGGACUCCAACAAGGUGAACCCUAAGGACCUGGACCCUAAGCUGGCGUACGUGCAGGUGACAUUUGUGAAGGCGUAUUUUGACGACAAGGAGCUGGCGGAGCGCAGCACGGCCUUCGAGCGCUCGCACAACCUCUCCCACUUCGUCUUCGAGACACCGUACACGCUCUCGGGCAAGAAGCACGGCGGGGUGGAGGAGCAGUGCAAACGACGCACCGUACUCACCACGGCCCAGUGUUUCCCGUACGUCAAGAAGCGUGUGUGUGUGGUCGGGGAGAAACACGUUGAGCUUAAGCCGCUGGACGUUGCCAUUGACGAGAUGAAGGAGAGGAGUGCCGAACUGGAGAGACUCUGUGCAGCGCAGGGGGUCGACAUGAUACAGCUACAGCUCAAACUACAGGGCUGCGUCAGCGUACAGGUGAAUGCGGGCCCCAUGGCCUAUGCCAGAGCUUUCCUGCAGGACUCCAGCAAGAACAACAAAAAGGCCAAGGAGCUCAAGGAGGUCUUCAGGAGGUUUGUGCAGGCGUGCAGCUUGGCUCUGGACGUCAACGAGCGCCUGAUUAAGGAAGACCAAUAUGAAUACCAUGAGGGACUCAAGAGCAACUUCAAAGACAUGGUCAAGGAGCUCUCCGAACUCAUACACGAACAGAUCUACCAGGAGGAUGUGAUGAGGUCCCUGCUCCAGACGUCUCUGCAUGUCUUCAGUGCCAUCAGCGGGACAGUACCUGACCUCAGCUAGAGAGAAACCCUGGACCUACACACACAUACACACACACAGGCACACACACACAUACACACAGGCACAGGCACGCACACACAGGCACACAGGCCCAUGGACACACACGUAUGCAUACACACGUGCCAAUGCACGACACUUGCACGCAAUGGUACGCACGUGCAUGUGCACACACUUUGCACAAAUGUACAUGUGCACAUUGAACAUUCACACACUCUCAUUUGCACACACACAUUCAGACACCUCCACACAUUUCCUGUAAACGACAUAUCUCAGUCUCUCUGCAAAUAAGUGGCAAACGUAGCCAUUGUGCUAACAGAUGUGCACCUCUCUCUCUCUCUCUUCUCUCUCUCUCUCUCCAUCUCUCUCUUUUUCUCUCGGUCUUCCGUGCGUGUGUGUGUGUGUGUGUGUGUGUGUGUGUGUGUGUGUGUGUGUGUGUGUGUGUGUGUGUGUGUGUGUGUGUGUGUGUGUGUUUAAAACUUAGCAAUAGGAUCUUAAGUAUGACUCAGCUGCUGGCUUGUGGUUCGUCAGAAGUGCCGUGUUUGUUUGAGUUACAUAGCCGUGUGUGUUGGUGUUAAUCCUUACUGGCGGUGUGUGUGUCUGUGUGUGUGUGUGUGUGCGUGCGUGUGUGUGUGUGUUUAUGAGAGGAGAGGGACAUGUCUGUGAGUGCGUAAGACAGAGUGAGUGGAAGGACAUGUGCAUAUGCAUAUGUGCAAGAGUGUAUGUGUGCUUAUUUGUGUGCAUGCAUGUGUGUAUUUUUGUGAGUGUAUUUGUGCAUGUGUGUGUGUGUAAUGUAUGUGUGUGAUUGUAUCCGUGCAUGUGUGUAUUGGUGUGCGUGUGUGUGUGUGUGUGUGUGUGUGUGUGUGUGUGUGUGUGUGUGUGUGUGUGUGUGUGUGUGUGUGUGUGUGUGUGUGUGUGUAACGGCAGGGUCUUGCGCAGGACUUGGUGUUGAGAGGAAAUAGACUGGGCAGUUGAGCAAGAGUGUGCACCUACACAAACCUUCAGACACCCAGAAGUAUGUGUGUGUGUGUGUGUGUGUGUGUGUGUGUGUGUGUGU